AUGCCAAUCAUGACAACAAACAAGACCUUCAAUGAGUCCGAUGCAGGAUUUGAGGUAGAGGAGCAAUGCUUCCCAGGAGGAUUCGAGGGACCAGAGAAGAAGCUCGACAUUCGUUUCCAUCCAAUUAACAAGACUGGAAAGUCUCAACCAUCUCGUUUGGGACUCCGAACACUCAACAAGGAGAGAUGGCAGUCCGUCUUGGACUCUGCCCGUUGCACUAUCAUCAGCCAGACCAGCAACGACUUUAUGGACUCGUACGUGCUCUCAGAGUCAUCGCUGUUUGUUUACCCACGCCGUGUCAUGGUCAAGACCUGCGGCACCACCACUUUGCUUCACCUCGUCGAUAAGAUGGUCGAGGUUGGCAGAGAGUGUGGCCUGGAGAUUGAGAUGGUUCUCUUCUCGCGUAAGAACCUCAACAACCCCCACAAGCAGGUGUUCCCUCACUGCUCUUUCGACGACGAGGUCAAGUACCUCAACAAGACCUUCAACGGACAGGCCUACGUGAUGGGCCCCCUCACCAAGGACCAUUGGAACCUCUACAUUGCUGACAUGCGACAGGGCAACACUUUGCAGCGCACCGAGCAGACAUUCGAGGUGAUGAUGCACGAUCUCGACCAGGAGGUCAUGAAGCAGUUCUUCAAGCGCGAGGGCGUCACUGCUUGGGACACCACCGUCAGCAGCGGCAUCGCCAACCUUAUCCCUGGAUCCAUCAUUGACGACUUCCAGUUUGAGCCAUGCGGCUACUCGAUGAACGGCCUGCGCAACAAGGCUUACUGGACCAUCCACAUUACCCCCGAGGACCACUGCUCCUACGUCUCGUUUGACACCAACCUCGCCGUCGCCGACUACAACCAGCUUCUCCAGGACGUCCUGGCCGUGUUCAAGCCCGGCCGCUUCACUGCCGCCCUCUACUGUGAGGAUGGUGCACCAUGCGGUGACCCAUACUCUGCGUUCAACAUUGACAUGCCCGAGUUUGCCAUGACCAACAAGACAAUCCACGGCUUUGACGGUGGCUACGAUGUGGUCGUGUGCAACUUUGACCGACAGAAUGUCCUAUCCAAGUCCAUUGACGGUCCAACUGGUGCAGCCCAGCUCAUUGAGUCAAACAAUGUUGAUUGUAACUUCAUUGUUGCUUGA
This is a messenger RNA of Acytostelium subglobosum LB1, 1137 nucleotides long. RefSeq lists its product as hypothetical. Gene Ontology annotation, cellular component: cytosol. Gene Ontology annotation, biological process: spermine biosynthetic process; spermidine biosynthetic process. Gene Ontology annotation, molecular function: adenosylmethionine decarboxylase activity. Lineage: Eukaryota; Evosea; Eumycetozoa; Acytosteliales; Acytosteliaceae. The coding region runs from base 1 to 1137 and encodes 378 amino acids. The transcript is spliced from 2 exons. The record is from RefSeq and is a predicted model, not a curated record.